UCAUUGCUAGUUGUCAAAGAAGAGUUCCAUUAACAUACAAGGCUGCAAGUAUGACAACACUUUCUUGCUUCAAACUAAGAAUAUGUUUGUCGUUUUGUCUUGUAGGGUUAACACUAGCACAGUUACAACCUAGUACCUUCUAUGACAAUCGGUGUCCUAAAGCCCUUGUUACCAUCAAAGCAGCAGUCAAUCUUGCUGUCUUGAAGGAGCGUAGAAUGGGUGCAUCCUUGCUCCGUCUUCAUUUCCAUGACUGCUUUGUUAGAGGAUGUGAUGCUUCAGUGUUGCUAGAUGACACAGCAAAUUUCACUGGUGAGCGAUCUGCUUUACCGAAUAGAAACUCUCUGAGGGGUUUCAAUGUUAUAGCGAGCAUUAAAUCCACACUUGAGUAUAUUUGUCCCGGAGUUGUUUCUUGUGCUGACAUUCUCGCCGUUGCUGCAAGAGAUUCAGUUGUUGCCUUGGGUGGAACUUGGUGGGACGUGAACUUGGGGAGAAGAGACUCAAGAACUGCAAGUCUAAUAGAUGCUAAUAACGACUUACCUGCUCCUUUUUUGGACCUUGAUAACAUUAUCACUGCUUUUAGUAACAAGGGUUUCACAGCUCAAGAGAUGGUUGCCUUAUCAGGUGCUCACACAAUAGGGAAAGCACGUUGUACAAAUUUCAGAUCAAGGAUUUACAACGAAACCAACAUAGAUCCCUCUUUUGCGAAAUCCAUGCAAGAAAUUUGUCCAAUUUCAGGUGGUGGCAACAACUUAGCGUCUUUGGAUGUUAGCACCACAAUUGAUCAAUUUGACAACAGAUAUUUCACAGAUUUAGUGAAUAAAAAGGGUCUUUUGCAUUCGGACCAAGUACUCUUUAAUAACGGUUCCACAGAUUCACAAGUUCAAAAUUAUGUGAACAAUCCAAGUCUCUUCCAAACUGAUUUUGCUAAGGCAAUGAUUAAGAUGGGACAACUUAGCCCACUAACCUCACCUAAUGGUGAGAUUAGAAAGCAAUGUAAUAGAGUCAAUUGA
Molecule: messenger RNA, 1010 nt
Organism: Arachis duranensis
Lineage: Eukaryota; Viridiplantae; Streptophyta; Magnoliopsida; Fabales; Fabaceae
Product: cationic peroxidase 1
Exons: 4
Coding region: 51-1010 (319 amino acids)
Biological process (GO): response to oxidative stress; hydrogen peroxide catabolic process
Molecular function (GO): heme binding; peroxidase activity
Source: RefSeq, a predicted model, not a curated record